Molecule: messenger RNA, 327 nt
Organism: Lodderomyces margitis
Lineage: Eukaryota; Fungi; Ascomycota; Pichiomycetes; Serinales; Debaryomycetaceae
Gene: ECM15
Product: Ecm15p
Exons: 2
Coding region: 1-327 (108 amino acids)
Cellular component (GO): cytosol
Source: RefSeq, a predicted model, not a curated record
AUGACCGUCACACUUCAUUGUUUAGCAGACGUUUGUCUUAUACCAAUUGGUACCGGUUCCGCAUCAGUCUCUGACGAAGUAACAAUAAUCACCAAAUUGGCUCAGGAAUCCCAAUUAGACACUACGUUACAUUCAGCUGGAACAACAAUUGCUGGUCCUUGGAAUGAAGUUAUGGAUUUGAUUGGAACCAUGCAUGAAGUGCUACACAAGAGAGGUGUCGCUCGUAUUCAAAGUGAUAUUAGAGUAGGAACCAGAGUUGAUAAGCAUCAAACUCCUCAAGAUAAAAUUGAUGCUGUUCACAGGAAAUUGAAAGAUACAACAACCUAG